UCUGGCCAAUGAAAUUUUUGCACAAGCAAAAAAGUCAUUGCCAGAUUUCCCAAGAAUUCCCUUUGAACCAUAGUUCAAAAGCCUGGUGGCCUGAAGGCAGAGGAGAAGGGAUGAAGCUUGUCCCCCUUUUCAAGUUAUAGAUUAACCAUUCUCGUGGAACAGAGAAGGUAAACCGCAAAAUCCCUGUUUUAUAAAAUCAACAUCUGCAAGAAAGGACUUCUACAGGCAAUUGCCCCUCAUUCUCCCCUCCCCACAAGAUGGAGGAUGAAAAGUUUCAAGAUGACUUCCAAACUAAUAAAGAAAAUAAUUUUCUUCAAUACACCCAGAGGCCUAACUUCCAUGUCUAUGUGAUGUUGGCUGUCUCUUUACUACUGAGCACUAUCUUCAUGAUUGUGGCUCUUUCCAAAGGAACAACGCUUUCAUCAGACCUGAAUGACCUGAAAAUGAAGCUCCCCAAACAAAAGCCUGAACAUGAUUCUGAAUUGUUCCCAUGUGGUCCCAACUCUAGAGAAUGGGAGUACUGCAAUGGAAAAUGUUACUACUUCUCCCUGCAGAAAACUUCCUGGGCGCAGGCUAAGCAUCAAUGUGAAGAGAUGCGUUCUCGCUUGGCCAUCGUGGAGAAUAUGGCUGAACAGAAUUUCCUUCAGACCAGGACCAGGAAUGAGCGUUAUUGGAUAGGACUCAGUGACAUCGAGGCUGAAAAUCACUGGAAAUGGGUGGAUGGCAGAGACAGCAACAAUGGCUUCACGCACUGGGCACAAGGGGAGCCCAAUGAUGAUGGUAAAAUUGAAGACUGUGCACAUCUCUGGAACAACGGAGAAUGGAAUGAUGUCUACUGCACCUAUCCAUGCUUCUACAUCUGUGAAAGGCCUGUGCUGGGAACAAGCCCACAACACUAAAGGAGGACUUAAGCAUCCCUUUGAAAUAUCCCCAGAGUACAGAUAAUUUAUUGGACUAAUUGUUUACUGCUGAGAACCUGACUGUAAUAUAUGUACACUGGAAGAACAGUAUUACUUUGUUAAUAGGGAGCUAACAAUAGCAAAGUUUCAGCUAAUGUCUUCCACAAUGCUGGUCAGUCUAUUAAAUUAGAUAAGUUCCCUUACUGUUUAUGUCACUGCAUCAACUGUGGGUCCUAACCCCAAAUGGGGUCCCCUUAGUUCAAUGUUGAGGAUGUGAAAAUUUUGACAACAGUAAAAGUUUUGCCACCUAGUGGGUCUUUUAGACAUUUACACAAAUCUGUAAACUACAAUGUGCAAUGUUUUACAAUAGACUCUGCAGAAAAUAUUUCAGUUGUACUUCCUAAAAAGGAAAACCAGGCUGUUUAGCUAGCCUUGCAAAAGCUGAUUUAUUAUCACUAUUAUCACUAUUUGAUUUUACACUUCUUUUAUAUACCUAUAUGCUUGGAAUUAAAAAGUUAUAGCGCAGAGAGGAGUCGCAAGUGGAAAAAUGUAAGAAUGCCAUUGUCACUGUAGUCUGGACCUCCCCUACUAUAUUUUUGUUGUCUUUUGUCAAAUGGAAUUAAAGGGGGAACUCAUAGGUUGUUGUCUGUUGAAAAAAAAUGGCUGGCCUGCCCCGAAAACCCAGAUUUGUUGCUCAUUAACAAAUAUCCUAGUAUCACCAGAAGAGCUGAAAUAUUCUUAAUGGUAUUAGCAAACCCCCAUAUGAAUUAUUACAAAGCAUUCUCAAAAGCGUGACUUUUACUGCCUUUACUACUGUAAAUUUUAAUUUGUACAGGCAAAUGUAAUAAUAUCAGAAAUCAUGUUUAAAAAGUUUUUGUUAUGUUUAUAUUCUAACUUCAUUAUCAAAUAUUUGUAUAAUCUCUUCGUUUUUACAUUCUGAUGACCUAUGGUUAUUAGCAAUUAAAAUUUCCAACAACUAUAAUUCCUCUAUAUCGGUGACAAUUCAUUCUUAGAAUCAUAGACAGUUGUUUCAGGUUGUCAUAUCUGAAAAUGCACAGUCACAAAGGUAGCUGAGUCCUGGCUCUACCUAUCAUAUCCUCACCAUAUAUGAGCUUUAAUAGCAUAAUUUGCAAUUUUUUCCCCUACAUUAUACAUUCCUCAAUACAGGCAGUCCCCAAGGUAUGAGGAAGAUAGGUUCUGUAGGUUUGUUUUUAAGUUGUAUUUGAUUGAUGUGUGGGCUUUUUAAUCAACAGGUAUAGCUAGAGUUUACUGAUUCUAUUUA
Molecule: messenger RNA, 2181 nt
Organism: Anolis sagrei ordinatus
Lineage: Eukaryota; Metazoa; Chordata; Lepidosauria; Squamata; Anolidae
Product: hepatic lectin-like
Molecular function (GO): signaling receptor activity
Source: RefSeq, a predicted model, not a curated record